Molecule: messenger RNA, 1299 nt
Organism: Tetrahymena thermophila SB210
Lineage: Eukaryota; Ciliophora; Oligohymenophorea; Hymenostomatida; Tetrahymenidae
Product: kinase domain protein
Exons: 1
Biological process (GO): protein phosphorylation; mitotic cell cycle; regulation of cytokinesis
Cellular component (GO): nucleus; centrosome; cytoplasm
Molecular function (GO): protein kinase activity; ATP binding
Source: RefSeq, a predicted model, not a curated record
AUGGAAAUUGCUCCAAGCGAUAGAAGCUCUUUCUUAGAACUACUUCACUUUAAUGAUUAUAAUAAGGAAUUAAUAUUUCCAUUUAUAAAAUAAAGAUUUUUAGAAGUGUGUACCAUAUAAAAAGGAAUAAAAUCCAGAUAUUUUGCUUUGAAAUUGUUUCACUUAGUUGUUGAGAAGAUUAAAAUUCUACAUGAAAUAAAUAUUUGCCACUGUGAUAUUAAAUUCGAUAACAUCUUAAUAAAUGGCUAAGGUAAAGAAAAUUACAAGGUUAUUAUAAUUGAUUUUGGUCAAUACUAAGAGCUAAAUAUUAAAUCUACAAUGAUUUGCGGAACUGAGUUAUAUAAUCCACCAAAAUUAAUUCAAGGUCAGAAACUAUUCGAAAACUUUGGAAAGUAAAUUGAAGAGUAUAGCCCAUAAGAGUUUGAUGUAUACUAAUUGGGAAUGCUUCUUUUUAGAAUAUUGACCUAGCUACAAAUAGGUAUAGAUCUUAAGAUAGUUGCAUAAAAUAAGAGAAGAUAAUUAUUCAAAAAAAAAAUAAUGAAGUUAUAUCAAAAAACAUACUAAACUGAAAUAAUUUUAGAUGAAGAUAUAUUCGAUUUAGUAUUUUAAAUACUGAGCCGAGAAUUCACAGAGAUAAAAUAAAUUUAAUAACAUUACAUUUAUCAAUUAUAUCUCGAGGGUAAAAUAAAGCCAGAUGAAGAUGAAGAUCUUCAAUUUGAAGAUAUGGUAAAAUACCAAGAAGAUUAAGACAGCAAUAGAAGUGAAGGUGAAUCUAUUGAAAAUAAAAUAAAUUAAGUUCAUAAAAAAUAUUGUGAUCUAAUGAGAGAAAGUGAAAACUUUGAUUCAUUUAAUGAGUGGUAAGGAGCAUUUUUUAAAUUAUAGCCACGCAAAAUUGAUAGAAAAAAGCUUUAUGGUGGUUCUCUUAUUGCUGAAAUGAGUACUUAAGAUCUUUUAAAAGUUCUACUAAGCAUUUUAGCAGAAAAUAAUAACUAAAUUUUUAGCUAAAAUAUUUUCAGAAAAGCAGAAGACAGUUUAACUUUAGAAGUAGAAUUAAAUUAUUAAACUGUAGAAAUUGAUAGAAAAUACAAUUCUGAGUAGCUUUAAGAAGAUGAAGAAGAUUUUGAUGAGCUAAUUUAAUCAUAUAUCAUUGAAAAAAUUAAAAUGUAAAUAGAAAUAGUAACUGUUAUUGAAAAGGGAAAACAAGUAAUGAGUUCACUAAUAUUCUAAAGCAGCGAUGCUGAAAAAAUGUACUAUGCUAACUUAAUCUAAGAAAUUAAGGAAAAAAUAUACAAUUUUUGA